Molecule: messenger RNA, 1800 nt
Organism: Podospora bellae-mahoneyi
Lineage: Eukaryota; Fungi; Ascomycota; Sordariomycetes; Sordariales; Podosporaceae
Exons: 5
Coding region: 739-1800 (353 amino acids)
Biological process (GO): negative regulation of G2/M transition of mitotic cell cycle
Cellular component (GO): cell division site
Molecular function (GO): protein binding
Source: RefSeq, a predicted model, not a curated record
GCUUAUCGACUCUGACAUCAGCUGUCAAGAAGCACUGAAACAGACCUCUUCUUGCAGCCGUCAUCUUUCCUUAUUCUAUCUUGGCUUUGCGAGAGGCAGCUUGUAACGGUUCUCACAGUUUCGCUUUCUACAUGGCGUCUAGGUAUAUAAUCAUAUGUCCGAUCACAUAGCAGCAUCACCGCAGUCAAUUACCUGAUGUACCAAUGUCAUGCUAUGGCGGCCCGCUGAACCUUCUCCCCCUUGUCUUGGGGACGAUGAGGGGUCCACGGGUGUGCCACAGCCCGCUCCGCAGCCUCCGCCGCGUUGGAGACUCCGCCCCGCCCCAAGGCCUGAAUCUCAAACGGACGACAUCCAAUCUCCAGGAAGAACGCCGUCGGGCUGAGGACUUCAUACAUGGCGCCAAGUGCAACUGAGAACAUACCUUAACCACUGUCCCAAUACAUAGUCAGCCUCUCCUUUGUUUUGCUCUUCUUUUAAUACCACAAUCCUUCCUUCUCCUUUGCCGGCCUCAACUACGUCGAUAUCUGUACCCCGAGUGGCUGUCGCAUCGUGAAUUUGGCAAGAUUAUAGGCAAUCACACGUACCCAGCAUAACCCAACCCACCUUGCCGGACACCUCGGCUUCCCAAGAAACCAACUCUUCGACUUUCAUUUUGUUUUACCGUAGGACUCAAAUCGCAAACAUAUCCCGGUGCCAAACCUGACGUUAGCUUCCUUGUGUCGACAAAUCGUUACCAAGAUGGGUUUCCGCGACAAGUUCAGGAAGAAGGAGGAGGAGGAGGGAAACAGCACCCUCGAUUUCACGUUUGUGCGAUCCGAUACCCAUAGUGCCGAGGUGAUCCAGCCUCCAGGAGAACCCGUUGGUGCCAGUAACGACGGGUUCCUCAGUCCAGGCCCGCAAACACCCCAGAAGUCCCGCCGAAGCCUCGACGUCUUUCGAAGUAACCGCAGCCGAAGCGCAUCUGCAUCUAGCAACCAAGGCGGUGGCCACAAGCGCCUAUCGCAACGGCUACACCUGAGCCGCAGUCCAGCCAGUAGCGAGAUCGUACCGCAAGAUCUGCCGGAGAUCGUGGUUCCGGAGGGGGGCGUCGAGGACAAGGACGGGACCGAGUCGCAAUGGGAGAAGCGAGCCACUCUGCUUGCUCGCGAGAACGAGAAGCAUCGCAGCCGGCCAGGGACCCCCGAUCACGGAAGUUCUCCCCCGACUCUACCUCAGUUGCGCUUAGGCGAUGCGUCCGCGGACGAGGCGCCAGAUCCCAGGGUCAAGGUGGUGUCAUCGAAGGCCAUCGACGAGGAUAUCCAGGAGGCUAUCAGGUUGCAUGAGGCAGGAAAACUGGAAGAGUCGACGGCGUUGUUUGGCCGGUUAGCGGAUCCUAAGGGGGCCAACAACCCCCUUAGCCAGGUUCUCUAUGGUCUCGCCCUCAGACACGGAUGGGGUUGCCAACCGAACACUGCUGCCGCCGUCAACUAUCUCUCCGCGGCAGCAUCCAAUGCCGCCGAGAUUGAGCAGAUGGCCCUCCAAGCAGGACUCAAGAAAGGAGGAGCAGCCAAGGGGGAGCUGGUUCUGGCCAUAUUCGAAUUGGCCAAUUGCUUCCGACACGGAUGGGGUAUUGCCAAGGACCCCAUUGCUGCAAAGCAGUACUACGAAACGGCAGCGAAUCUCGGCGAUACUGACGCGAUGAACGAAGUCGCAUGGUGCUAUCUUGAGGGGUUCGGCACUAAGAAGGACAAGUUUACGGCAGCGAAGUACUACCGGAGAGCCGAAGAAAACGGAAACAAGAUUAUUGGAAACACCUGGUAA